AUGGGGAAGCUAAGGCUAGGCCGUCGCGUGAAAAGGAGAAAGGACUGCGGCAGACGGACUGAUCUGCGCGGGGACAGGGAAAGUCGAGCGGUAGGCACAAAAUUGACCACGGGUAAGAAAAUUGGGCGGGAAUCGACCGCGCCACAAAGGAAAAGGGCGGGACUGACCGCAUAUGUGCUCUCUAAGCGGGAAAUCGACCGCUUGGAGCCCGCGCAACUUCACGCAGAGAGGCGGAGAGGGAAAGAGAAGGCGGCGGGAGGAACUGGAGCUCUUGGCGGUAGCAGAGGCGGCGGGCCUGCAUCUCCGCUUGGGUGCUCCUCUAUUGAAGUCCACCUCCUCGAGUCCCUACCACUGCUGGCCGUCCGCAUCUGCUUCCCGCUACCGCCGGCCAUCCGCAGUGCACCUGUCCGCCCGCUUCAAGUCGCUUCGCUGUCCGCAGGUGAUGGCUUUGUGGAUAAUUUUGGGAUUGCCUUGCUGCUGUUCGAGACGCCUUCUGGCUUCGCAAUUUUUGGGUUUUUUGCUCUCUACCUCUAUAGACCAGAUGCAAGAGAAAGCUUGUGGGCAAACUUUGAUAUGUAUGAAAGGGCAAGACAUAUUGUUUUUCUGGAGGAAUUUCAAACGUUUGAUGACAAGUCCAUUGCCAUUAAUGUUGAUACUGGUGUUAACAGUCAGCUUACCGAGAUGAUCAUGAAAUAUUACCGCCCUGGGCAUACAUUGGUUGUUGGAAAUGAGGAAUAUAAAUCAAUCAUCGAAUCAAGUUUGGAAAUUCCUUGCCUCUAUGAUGGUAUUGUGGUGGAGCUAAUGUGGGGCAUGCAGCAUCUUAUGCACAGGUUGGUGCCUGGAGAAAAAUCAGAACUGCCUAAAGAGGACCGUGUCCCUAUGAGUGAAGGACUGAAAAUGUUCCUGAGUGGAUAUGGCUAUAAUGUCAAACCAGAGAUGGUAAAUGAGCAGAUUGUGUCGGCUGCAUCUUCCUUGUUUCAUUGUAAUGCUGUUGAGAAGAAAGAGUAUCCAGCCUUUUUGAGGAUUGGUCGUUUGUUUAAGGAUCUGUCGGGCAUUGACUAUAAGAAUUGGGGCGCUCUGCCACUUGCAGCUGCUUUUAAUAUCAUAUUGACCCAUAAAAUUAAUGAUUUUGAUGAGAUCUUCUUUACACAAGAUGUAAAAUUGAAGUUGCUGAAAGAUGCAGAUAAGUACAAAGGUAAGAUCAACCCCUAA
Miscanthus lutarioriparius is the source of this 1212-nucleotide messenger RNA. NCBI's taxonomy places the organism in Eukaryota, Viridiplantae, Streptophyta, Magnoliopsida, Poales, Poaceae. The record is from the annotation of a GenBank genome assembly.